Messenger RNA from Oryzias melastigma (Indian medaka), 2489 nucleotides. Its product is annotated as transketolase. Lineage: Eukaryota; Metazoa; Chordata; Actinopteri; Beloniformes; Adrianichthyidae. The transcript has 14 exons. Gene Ontology annotation, biological process: pentose-phosphate shunt, non-oxidative branch; ribose phosphate biosynthetic process. The record is from RefSeq and is a predicted model, not a curated record. Gene Ontology annotation, molecular function: transketolase activity; thiamine pyrophosphate binding. Bases 240 to 2126 code for a protein of 628 amino acids. Gene Ontology annotation, cellular component: endoplasmic reticulum membrane; extracellular exosome.
AGUUUAUACAUACUGCAGCUCUCUACUAUGCAGCCUUUUAUCCACAGGUCCAGUUUGCAAACACGCCCCCUCCCUCCUCUGCGCGCGCGGAGGCGCAGCCUCUUCGUUUUAACCCCGACUUCUCUCUCUGCGCACCCAUUGCAGUCAUUCUGCCGUCAGGGAACUUUUAACUCUUACCUCAGCUCAGCCGGUUUGUGCGUGUGAGUGCGUGCGCGUGUUUUCUGCCGUGAACUGUCCAGAUGGAGGACUACCACAAACCGGACCAGCAGACUCUGCAGGCGCUCAGGAACAUCGCCGCCCGACUGCGGAUCAACUCCAUCAGGGCUACAACUGCAGCGGGCAGCGGUCACCCGACAUCAUGCUGCAGUGUGGCAGAGAUCAUGUCUGUCCUCUUCUUUCACUCCAUGAAGUAUCGACCUGAAGAUCCGCGUAACCCUGACAACGACCGGUUCAUCCUCUCCAAGGGUCAUGCAGCUCCCAUACUCUACGCCGUGUGGGCAGAAACUGGCUACCUGAAGGAGAAUGAGCUUCUCAAUCUGCGCAAGGUGGACUCCAUCCUGGAGGGGCACCCUGUCCCGAAGCAGCAGUUUGUGGAUGUGGCCACUGGAUCUCUGGGUCAGGGGCUGGGAGUCGCCUGUGGAAUGGCUUACACUGGAAAAUACUUUGACAAGGCCAGCUAUCGAGUGUUCUGCCUGCUGGGGGAUGGAGAGCUGUCGGAGGGCUCGGUCUGGGAAGCCAUGGCAUUCGCUUCCUACUACCAGCUAGACAACCUGGUGGCCAUCUUUGACAUCAACCGUUUGGGUCAGAGCGACCCCACUCCACUGCAGCACCAUGUGGAGAAAUAUCAGCGACGGUGUGAAGCCUUCGGUUGGUACUCCAUCAUUGUGGAUGGCCACAGUGUGGAGGAGCUGUGCAAAGUCCUGAGCCAACCUCGCCACCAGCCCAUCGCCAUCAUCGCCAAGACUAUCAAAGGCAAAGGCAUCCCAGCGGCUGAGGAUAAGAUGAACUGGCAUGGAAAGCCUCUGCCUAAAGACAUGGCAGAGAUGGUGAUCAAAGAGUUGCAAGGUCGCAUCAUCAGCUGCAACAAGCGUCUCUAUCCUGCUGCUCCAAACAAAGACACCUCACCCGUUUGCCUCCGUAACAUCCGCAUGCCGAGUGCGCCCAGCUACAAACCAGGAGACAAGAUUGCUACGAGGAAGGCGUACGGCGUGGCUCUGGCCAAACUGGGGCGCUACAACGAGCAUGUGGUCGUGCUGGACGGCGACACAAAGAACUCCACCUUCUCUGAGCUUUUUAAAAAUGAGCACCCCAACCGCUAUGUGGAGUGCUACAUAGCAGAGCAGAACAUGGUGGGUGUGGCGACUGGCUGUGCAGUUCGAGACCGUAACGUGGUGUUCGCCAGCACCUUUGCAACCUUCUUUACUCGAGCGUACGACCAGCUCCGCAUGGCCGCCAUCUCUGAGAGCAACAUCAACCUGUGUGGCUCCCACUGCGGCGUCUCCAUCGGUGAGGAUGGUCCCUCUCAGAUGGGUAUGGAGGACCUCGCCAUGUUCAGAGCCAUUCCUGCAUCCACCAUCUUUUACCCGAGCGAUGCCGUCUCCACCGAGAAAGCUGUAGAGCUCGCAGCAAACACAAAGGGUUUAUGCUUCAUCCGAACGAGCCGCCCAGAGACCAACAUCAUCUACAACUGCAAUGAAGACUUCCACGUUGGACAAGCUAAGGUGGUCUAUAAAGCCAACGAGGAUCAUGCGACUGUGAUUGGAGCUGGAGUGACCCUACAUGAGGCUUUGAGUGCAGCUGAAAUACUCAAGAAAGAGAGGAUCAACAUCCGUGUGAUUGACCUGUUCACCAUCAAACCUCUGGAUACGAAGACCAUCAUUGAGAAUGGCAGGGCUACCAGGGGACGAAUCAUCACAGUGGAGGACCACUACUAUGAAGGUGGUUUGGGGGAGGCGGUGUGCUCUGCGGUGGUGAAUGAGCCGGGCUUCACCGUGCACCGCCUGGCGGUUUCCCAGAUGCCCCGGAGCGGCAAACCCCACGAGCUGCUUCACAUCUAUGGCAUUGACCGGGACGCCAUCGCCCAGGCGGUGCGAAAAGCUCUGAGCAGCUCUGCCAAUGCAAAGUAACAAGCGUGUGUCACUCACCAACCAUCACCAUGGAGACAAGAAACCAUCAAAAAAGGAUGGGCUAAAAUCUCCUGCUGAAAAUAAAAAAUUGGUUGAGAGAAAUGUUUUUUUUUAAUGUUCUAUGAGACACCUCCAUUCUUUAAGUUAAGCAAAAGCACCCCCCCCCUUCAUACACACACCUCCACAUCCUUCCUCAGAUGAGGCUCCAACUAUUUCAGUAAAAGACUGAUUUUUUUAAAGUAAUACUCAAAUAAAAGUAAAUAAGUACCACUUUGAUAUCCCAGUGUGUAAAAUCCAAACUUUUAAUCUUCUGAUUCCUCGGUGGGAGCAUCCUCACACAAAUAAAGAAACGAUUUCUUCACA